Messenger RNA from Coregonus clupeaformis (lake whitefish), 2182 nucleotides. Its product is annotated as calponin homology domain-containing protein DDB_G0272472-like. The transcript has 12 exons. Bases 137 to 2011 code for a protein of 624 amino acids. NCBI's taxonomy places the organism in Eukaryota, Metazoa, Chordata, Actinopteri, Salmoniformes, Salmonidae. The record is from RefSeq and is a predicted model, not a curated record.
GUUUUCCACGAGCAGUCAAGGCGUGGCCAAGGUCCCCCAGGUUCUGCAGGUCAAAGUGAGUAAUAAAAGUGAGAGUGUCCAAAAGAAAGAUGGGAAUGACAAAGUAACAGCGCCAAAGACAGAGGCAGAGCUCCUUAUGGACAAAUUUGAGAGGAUGGCAGAAGAGGAGAGAAUUUGGCCUUGUCAGAAGGAUAGGAGAGAUAAAGACCAGGCCAAAGAGAUAGAGGGAAAGAGAAAGGAUAAGGAGGUGCUGUCUAAAGAAGAGCAGCGCAGGCUGAGGAAUGAGAAGGCCUUACAGGAACACCUGGACAGGGUAAAGAAUCCGGAAUUGACAGGCAAACAGACCAGACAACCACAAUGUAAAGAUUACUCUAUUUUCACUGCAUCAGGGCUAAAGAGCAAGGACCCGCAUGAUCAACAGUCAGCAAAAUGCAAAGAUUUAUCCAUCUUUUCAGCUGAUGCUCAGACGCAGCAGUGCAAAGAUUUCUCUAUGUUUUCCACGAGCAGUCAAGGCGUGGCCAAGGUCCCCCAGGUUCUGCAGGUCAAAGUGAGUAAUAAAAGUGAGAGUAUCCAAAAGAAAGAUGGGAAUGACAAAGUAACAGCGCCAAAGACAGAGGCAGAGCUCCUUAUGGACAAAUUUGAGAGGAUGGCAGAAGAGGAGAGAAUUUGGCCUUGUCAGAAGGAUAGGAGAGAUAAAGACCAGGCCAAAGAGAUAGAGGGAAAGAGAAAGGAGGAGGAGGUGCUGUCUAAAGAAGAGCAGCGCAGGCUGAGGAAUGAGAAGGCCUUACAGGAACACCUGGACAGGGUAAAGAAUCCGGAAAGGACAGGCAAACAGACCAGACAACCACAAUGUAAAGAUUACUCUAUUUUCACUGCAUCAGGGCUGAAGAGCAAGGACCCGCAUGAUCAACAGUCAGCAAAAUGCAAAGAUGUCUCCAUGGUUACUGCAACUGAGUCAAAGACUCUGAACCCUCAGAAGGACCAGCCAGCAAAGUGCAAAGAUUUCUCUGUGUUUUCCACGAGCAGUCAAGGCGUGGCCAAGGUCACCCAGGUCAAAGUGAGUAAUAAAAGUGAGAGUGUCCAAAAGAAAGAUGGGAAUGACAAAGUAACAGCGCCAAAGACAGAUGCAGAGCUCAUUAUGGACAAAUUUGAGAGGAUGACAGAAGAGGGGAGAAGGGGGCCUUGUCAGAAGGAUAGGAGAGAUAAAGACCAGGCCAAAGAGAUAGAGGGAAAGAGAAAGGAGGAGGAGGUGCUGUCUAAAGAAGAGCAGCGCAGGCUGAGGAAUGAGAAGAACUUACAGGAACACCUGGACAGGGUAGAGAAUCCGGAAUUGACAGGCAAACAGACCAGACAACCACAAUGUAAAGAUUACUCUAUUUUCACUGCAUCAGGGCUAAAGAGCAAGGACCCGCAUGAUCAACAGUCAGCAAAAUGCAAAGAUUUCUCUGUGUUUUCCACGAGCAGUCAAGGCGUGGCCAAGGUCCCCCAGGUCAAAGUGAGUAAUAAAAGUGAGAGUGUCCAAAAGAAAGAUGGGAAUGACAAAGUAACAGCGCCAAAGACAGAUGCAGAGCUCAUUAUGGACAAAUUUGAGAGGAUGGCAGAAGAGGGGAGAAGGGGGCCUUGUCAGAAGGAUAGGAGAGAUAAAGACCAGGCCAAAGAGAUAGAGGGAAAGAGAAAGGAGGAGGAGGUGCUGUCUAAAGAAGAGCAGCGCAGGCUGAGGAAUGAGAAGGCCUUACAGGAACACCUGGACAGGGUAGAGAAUCCGGAAUUGACAGGCAAACAGACCAGACAACCACAAUGUAAAGAUUACUCUAUUUUCACUGCAUCAGGGUUAAAGAGGAAGGACCCGCAUGAUCAACAGUCAGCAAAAUGCAAAGAUGUCUCCAUGGUUACUGCAACUGAGUCAAAGACUCUGAACCCUCAGAAGGACCAGCCAGCAAAGUGCAAAGCUGGGAAAAAUCGCUUGGCUACAUUCUUGAAAACCCUUGUGUGCAGAAAAACGAAGGCAUAAUGCAUAGGUAAGAGAGGAGAAUGUUACAACUCAGAGAAUGUUAAAGCUGAUGACUGAAGUUUGUUUGACACACAGUAUUACAUGAUUCUAACAAUGAUACCUUUUUGUAUUUUUUCAGUUCCUGACGUUUUCCUUGCUAACAAGUGACCUCUGCAAUUUUACACAUAUUUU